This is a messenger RNA of Sycon ciliatum, 2632 nucleotides long. RefSeq lists its product as uncharacterized. Lineage: Eukaryota; Metazoa; Porifera; Calcarea; Leucosolenida; Sycettidae. The coding region runs from base 232 to 2154 and encodes 640 amino acids. The transcript has 5 exons. The record is from RefSeq and is a predicted model, not a curated record.
UCUACAAGACUACAUCCUGUGCAGGAGAUUUUGCUGUUCCCAUCGAUCGCACUCACGACCUAGUGUGUUGGCGAUACAGGAGAGCCUGCUAGUGGUUGUGUGUUUUUCUUCUCCAGUAUCCGGGAAACUGUUCCUGCAGUGGAUAGCUGGUCGAGAAGCAACCGCAAUACAGCGCCAGAGUGGACGGUGUGUAUUUGGUAGCACUGAGUUAGUACUGAGGGGACGGCCAAAAUGAGACAAAUAAUUGUUUGGUCUCUAGUGUUGGUGGUGUCGUGUUUGGCAGCCGCGUGGGCACAAAUGACCCAGCCGCCGUUCCCCACCUUACCAUCAUCGUUCUCCACCGAAGUGGAAGCCAACAUUCUGAAUCGUGACUACACCGUUCAGGUAAGGGAGUUCUUUGACGGCAGGGACGACCGAGCGCAGUUGGAAGUUACGCGCAAUGGCAGCAGAACGGUGGUCAUCGACGACAUCCGGAAUGGCAUUCAGUACACAGUCGAUGAUUCGCGCCGUACGUGCCAAGCCAGGAACUACACCCUUAGAGAUCGACUGGAGACACUCGGACCCGACGGACAGCCACAUCUGAUUAGCGUGAAUGAUUUCUUUCGAUUCGGCAAAGCCUAUCACGAGAAGUACGUGGGCCAGGCGACAGUCCGAGGAAUCGUUUGCGACCAGUACACGGGCAAUUACACGAACACAACGAACGGCAUGUAUGUGAGCUACGUGAUGCAAUGGUACUUUGCACGACAGAGCAACUGGACAAUGCCGGCUGGUCCCGGCGAUGGAACAGCUAUUCCGGUACGACUCGACCUUGUUGGAGUAUCCAACAUCACGCGCACUCAGGGGCCACCGACUACACCUCUGCCGUCACAGCCGCUUCACAACUUCCACCACGUGUACGAGUUCACAAAGUUCUUGCCGAAUCCGGAUUUCUUCAAUACCCCUGGAAAUUUCAAUCCACCAGAAGGCAUUCUCUGCACCGGUGUUCCGCAAAUCUACGACGUUCCUAAGCUGCCGGACCAGUUCUACUUUCAAACAAUUGCCUUUGACACCACACAAGAGGCAGGCUAUAUGUCGGGGUACGCGUACGAUGCCGUGCGCGGCGAGACCGCCGUAGUCUACGAUCUGGAAUACACCGGCAACGGCACCAACCUGACUGGGACCGGGUACGAGGGACGACAUCGCAUCGUGCACAACUUCCGUCAGGGCACGCAGUACAACAUAACGACAAGUGCUUGCUCGAUGGAGACGCUGGUGAGUGUGGCAAAUACGCCCGGAGCGACCGAUAUCUCCUUGCUCAACGGACACGCGUCACUGAAUUCCGGCAGCCAGCUCUUCCGAUUUUCACCCGAGUCGAACAUCACCUUCCAAGGCCAGCGAAAAUCCAUCUUUGGCAACCCGGUUCAACUGUGGUCCACCGUUCGCAAUGAUGUCCAGUUGGUGCGCUCACUUCCAGCCAACCAGACCUCUCUGUGGGAAUACCUUUUCACCGUGCCCCAAUGGAAGAUCAACACGUACGAUGGACUGCUAACGAACACGAGGUCGCCUAUUGAGAUACGUGCCUUCAGCCUGGAGCCAGGGCGCCAUCGUCCCCUUUUCGUUGGUAUAUCCGGCUACACUGUUGGACCCCCUCCGGUGGAGGUAUUUGAAACGUCAAGCUGCUUCGAAUCAGACCAGCUGUCCACGAUCACGUUUGCUCUGGAUGCGCAGUACCGUAGCACACGUGCAGUGCGCAAUGCUGUAGCGAACGCCGUCUCCUCCACGCUGGGAGUCUCGACGGACCGCUUUCACAUGACGCUAUUUCCUGGCAGAGAUAACCUGCUCAAUGUGAUUGUCAGCAUCCAAGACUUGCCCAGCGUCGGUGAUUCGUCAUUACUGGCAACUCUGCCCACACUGCAAACGGCAAGGCAGAAGCUGCGCGAUGCCAUCAAGGAUGGUAAGUUCAGCCUUCCUCUGCCCAGCGCCGGCACAGUAAAAGCCAAGAGCACGUCCUACAAGUCCUCGUACGAAUCAUCGUCCUCGUCCACAUCCUAUUCGCCGGCUGAGAUGGCCGGAGUCGGUGUCGGCGUUCUUGUGCUUGGCUUCAUUUGCGGAGUGAUCCUCGUGCAUGUCGUGGUGCGCGCUAAAGGCGAUAGCGUGCCUUACGGCAAGGAAUAGAACGCCUAGAGGUGCAAGACGCACAGGCCUCCAUCGCCUAGAACUGCCCGGCGGUCUCCAUCUGACUACUGUAGUUCAUCCCUGUUGCACUCCCGUUGCAUGGCACAGGCAGUCUGCCACACAACUCCACGGCACCUUGCUUGACAGUACGGGUGUUGCCACUGCUGCCGCUUCAAUGCCAGCAAAAGGGCUCAUGCAUGCAUGCAUUUGCAUGCGUGUUUUUUGUACAGUGUCCAAUUUUUGCUGAGCAGCUGCUCCGAAUGCUAAAAGUCGCUUUGGAAGUUCUUCAAGGUAUUCACGUGUUGGAUGAGGCAUUCUCCUGCAGAAUUUGAAGAAUUGAAUUUUAGUCUAUUUCUUUUUAAUUCUUGAAUUUUUAUUUUAUUUUUAGCAUGCUACAUCAUGCGGCAGUAUCUUGCCUCAUGCCGCAAUUUCAGCAUGGCAUUCGUGCAACGGUCUCGUAUAUUUUACUGUCAUCACA